Molecule: messenger RNA, 2389 nt
Organism: Patiria miniata (bat star)
Lineage: Eukaryota; Metazoa; Echinodermata; Asteroidea; Valvatida; Asterinidae
Product: heat shock 70 kDa protein IV-like
Exons: 2
Coding region: 285-2201 (638 amino acids)
Biological process (GO): protein refolding; cellular response to unfolded protein
Cellular component (GO): cytoplasm
Molecular function (GO): heat shock protein binding; ATP hydrolysis activity; ATP binding
Source: RefSeq, a predicted model, not a curated record
UGUGGCAUUAUGAUGAUUGCAGCGUAAUGAUGAGCUAAAAUUGGAACUUCGCGCUGAUAGUAGAAAUUUCGAGAAAACUCGAAAAUCGCUUAAAAAACAGGUGAAAUGGCGAGACCAAGCAAAAUCGGAAAUUGUUCUUCAUACUGCAGUACAGCAGAGAUAUCCUACCGAGUAACCUACCGCAGCUUUACCAGAGAGAACGACCGGAAUCCCGUCCUGUUUACGCUACACACUCGCUCAUCGUAUCACCACCACAACUUAGCCUCACAUUAUUUCCAUCGACCAUGGCACCGUCUAAAACCCCAGCUAUCGGCAUCGACUUAGGCACGACGUAUUCCUGUGUAGGUGUCUUCCAGAAUGGCAAAGUGGAGAUCAUUGCCAAUGAACAAGGCAAUCGUACCACACCCAGUUAUGUCGCCUUCACCGACACGGAGAGACUUAUUGGAGAUGCCGCCAAGAACCAAGUUGCUAUGAAUCCAGUGAACACAAUCUUUGAUGCUAAACGUCUGAUUGGCCGUCGGUUUGAUGAUGCAUCGGUCCAAGCAGAUAUGAAACACUGGCCCUUCAAGGUGAUCAACAAACAAGGGAUGCCCAUGCUGCAAGCUGAGUACAUGAAUGAGGCUAAGACCUUCCCUCCAGAAGAGAUCAGCUCCAUGGUGCUGGUUAAGAUGAAGGAGACAGCCGAGGCAUAUCUUGGGCAUAAGGUUACAGAUGCUGUCAUCACUGUACCAGCAUACUUCAAUGAUUCCCAGAGACAAGCUACCAAAGAUGCCGGAGUGAUUGCUGGUCUCAAUGUUCUCAGGAUCAUCAAUGAACCCACAGCUGCCGCCUUGGCCUACGGACUGGACAAAAAACUGCAAGGGGAGAAGCAUGUUCUGAUUUUUGAUCUAGGAGGUGGCACCUUUGAUGUGUCUGUCCUGGCUAUUGAGGAUGGCUUGUUUGAGGUUCUCUCCACGGCCGGCGAUACUCAUCUUGGUGGUGAGGACUUUGACAAUCGUCUUGUCAACCACCUGGCUGGAGAAUUCAAGAGGAAGUUUAAGAAGGACUUGACCACAAAUCCAAGAUCCCUCCGUCGACUGAGGACAGCUGCUGAGAGAGCCAAGAGAACUCUCUCAAGCAGCACUCAAGCAAGUAUUGAAGUGGACUCUCUCUUUGAAGGGAUUGACUUCUACACAUCCAUCUCCCGAGCUCGCUUUGAGGAGCUAUGUGCUGAUCUGUUCCGUCAGUGCCUUAACCCAGUAGAGCGGGCAUUGGUGGAUGCAAAAGUUGACAAGAAUCGCAUCGAUGAGGUUGUGCUGGUUGGAGGCUCCACACGAAUCCCCAAGAUUCAGAAGCUGUUGCAAGAUUACCUCAAUGGAAAAGACUUGAACAGAUCCAUCAAUCCAGAUGAGGCAGUAGCUUAUGGAGCUGCUGUACAGGCAGCUAUCUUGAGUGGUGACCAGAGUGCAGAGGUCAAAGAUGUUCUUCUUGUGGAUGUUACUCCUCUUUCACUUGGCAUUGAGACUGCUGGGGGUAUCAUGAGCAAACUGAUCGAGAGAAACAGCCGCAUCCCAACCAAGACAUCCAAGACAUUCACCACCUAUGCUGACAACCAGCCUGCAGUUACGAUCCAAGUCUAUGAAGGAGAAAGAGCUAUGACAAAAGACAACAAUCGUCUGGGCAUCUUUGAGCUAGCUGGCAUCCCUCCAGCUCCUCGCGGUGUACCCAAGAUUGAAGUCUCCUUAGACAUUGAUGCUAACGGUAUACUCAACGUCUCAGCUAAAGAUGAGAGUACUGGCAAGAGCAACCAGAUCACCAUCACUAAUGACAAAGGCCGCUUGUCCAAGGAAGACAUCGAUAGGAUGGUGUCAGAUGCUGAGACGUACAAGGCCGAAGAUGAGGCUCAAAGAGAACGCGUCACUUCAAGGAACAACUUGGAGAACUACAUCUUCAGUGUGAAAUCAACCCUCAAUGAAGAAGCUUUGCAGAGCAAGAUAGCAGUCGAGGACAAGGAAAAAGCAGAUAGUUCUUUGAAGGAGACUCUAGCUUGGCUAGAUAACAACAAUCUGGCUGAUAAGCAGGAGUAUCAAUACAAACUAGAGGAACUUCAGAAGGUGUGUUCACCUGUGAUGGCUAAGUUAUACAACGCAGGGAAGCCAGAGAACCAGCAGGGUACUGGUGGAGGCUGUCAACAAGGACCUACUGUGGAGGAGGUGGAUUAGAUGCCAGACAUUUUCAAGGCUUGUUUUUAAGCAUAUUUUCUGAUGCUGUUAAAUUUAGAUUCAAUGUCAAAUGUUGAUCUUGUUUUGGCAAAACCAUUCUUCAAUAUCUGAUCGUUGGAAUAUGCUUCAUAAUUGCAGCAAGUUAAUUUAUGUUGUUUAGAGAUGUGUAUCCUAAGGCCAAAAAAAAA